CAGUAAGAACUGGGACCUGACUGUGCAAAAGUUCGCACGGGAUUUUCAAGUGCAAGAAAGAAAAUAGGAAGAGAAUGGCCAACAAAGCGCAGCAGCCUCCUCACCUUCAUCUGGCGGAACUGACCGCAUCCCAGUUCCUGGACAUCUGGAAACACUUCGAUACUGACGGCAAUGGCUACAUCGAGGGCAAGGAGCUGGAGAACUUCUUCCGGGAGCUGGAAAGUGCACGGAGAGGGGCAGGCGUGGAUCCCACAAAUGCUUCCUUCAGAGAAAAGAUGAGGGAGUUCAUGCAGAAAUUUGACAAGAACGCAGAUGGAAGAAUUGAAAUGUCUGAGCUGGCUCAAAUUCUGCCUACAGAGGAGAACUUUCUGCUGUGCUUCAGACAGUUUGUGGGUUCCAGCUCCGAGUUCAUGGCGGCAUGGCGAAGGUAUGACACCGAUCGCAGCGGAUAUAUUGAAGCCAAUGAACUCAAGGGAUUCCUCUCAGACCUUCUGAAGAAGGCCAACAGACACUAUGACGACCAGAAGCUGGUUGAGUACACGCAGACGAUACUGAGGAUGUUUGACCUGAACGGAGACGGAAAGCUAGGCCUCUCGGAAAUGGCCAGGCUGCUGCCUGUCCAAGAAAAUUUCCUGCUCAAAUUCCAGGGCCUCAAGCUGACCUCCGAUCAGUUCAACGCCAUCUUUACAUUCUACGACAAGGAUGGAAAUGGCUACAUCGACGAGCAUGAACUGGAUGCUUUGCUCAAAGAUCUCUGCGAGAAGAACAGACAUGAGAUGGACAUCCGGGAUUUGGUGGGCUACAAGAAGAGCAUCAUGGCUCUGUCGGACGGAGGCAAGCUGUACCGGGCCGAGCUGGAGAUCGUGCUGUGCCGGGAUCCCAUGUUCUGAGGCCCCUGAAGGGCCACAUUCGCCCUUCCUGAGCCCCAGGAUCUCAGCAGCCCCUUAUUGCUUAGCUCUGCUGCCACCAUUUGCAUGUGCUGGAGUCGCGCUUCCAUCAUGUCCUGACGAAUGUGCACUGAGGUGCACUUUCUGACCCUCCGCCAGGCUCCACCCUGCCCCUCUCUGACCCUCCGCCAGGCUCCACCCUG
This is a messenger RNA of Brienomyrus brachyistius, 1090 nucleotides long. RefSeq names its product calretinin-like. NCBI's taxonomy places the organism in Eukaryota, Metazoa, Chordata, Actinopteri, Osteoglossiformes, Mormyridae. Gene Ontology annotation, biological process: regulation of long-term synaptic potentiation; regulation of presynaptic cytosolic calcium ion concentration. The transcript is spliced from 11 exons. The record is from RefSeq and is a predicted model, not a curated record. Gene Ontology annotation, cellular component: terminal bouton; cytosol; dendrite. Gene Ontology annotation, molecular function: calcium ion binding. Bases 75 to 890 code for a protein of 271 amino acids.